Cotesia glomerata is the source of this 541-nucleotide messenger RNA. RefSeq names its product protein lin-52 homolog. The record is from RefSeq and is a predicted model, not a curated record. Gene Ontology annotation, cellular component: DRM complex. The transcript has a single exon. Lineage: Eukaryota; Metazoa; Arthropoda; Insecta; Hymenoptera; Braconidae. The coding region runs from base 132 to 476 and encodes 114 amino acids. Gene Ontology annotation, biological process: regulation of DNA-templated transcription.
AAGAAUUUAUUUCUAUCAUAACCUUUCAUUACUAAGUCUCAUAUCGUGCCUGCAAGAUCGUUCAUUUACUGUACGAUAAAUAAUAUAUCGACAAAUUUAUAUUCAUAUAUUGAAUAACUAAUUCUGUAAAAAUGUCAUCGAGUGAAGAAUCCGACUCCAUUUCGACUGAGAGUUUCCAAGAUCUCAAGUGCUCAGAAGAACUGGACCGUUCAUCGCCGACAUUGUGGCCAAAACACUUGGUGGAGAAAUUCGUUCACAAAAACAAUGUCAAAGUUGAUGAUGAUGGUGACUCUUGGAAAGAAUUAUUAUUCAAUAUCCAGGGAAAGGAUUUGCUCGAAAUUAACGACUUGAGCAAGCUUACAAUGCUUGAUCUUAUUGCCAGAGCCAAGAAAAUUCAAGAUUGGGCCUACGAACUUGAACUCGAGGAAACUAAAGAAAUAAAUCGUGCUAAAUAUCUGGGUAUUUUUGAAAAGUAAUGAAAUUAUUUUUUGUUUAUACUUUUAAACUUGAUUAUUUUUGAAUAAAAUGUGAAACUUUUUCU